This is a messenger RNA of Aureobasidium vineae, 825 nucleotides long. Lineage: Eukaryota; Fungi; Ascomycota; Dothideomycetes; Dothideales; Saccotheciaceae. The record is from the annotation of a GenBank genome assembly.
AUGUCUGCUGAAGAUCUGGGGACGAGGGAGCUGGGGCAGGUGAGAAGCCAGAGGUUGGAUGAGCUCCUCACCACUCUCCGAUUGUUACACAACCCAUCCUCAAACUCAAAAGUCGGUGUACCUGCACUGGACAGACUGCUUGCAAACCACACUACACGAUUCGACCCUACAAACCUUUCUGCCAUACCUGCACCUCCAAUCAUCGAGAUCACCAGUCCUGGUUCCAAGUCUGGUAAGACCGAGUUCUUGUACUGGAUAAUCGCAAAUCUGGUACUGGAAAGUGGUGCACAAGAUCCACUUAAUCAGGCAACCGAGUCCGCGAAAGAUGAUUCGAAUGAACAGCAAGAUCAUGCCAAAGACACUACAACCACAGACCCAGAAGCUAGUAGAGAAGACGACACAGACCUUCAAACCACACAACAAGCACAACACCCAAACACCCACAUCCCAGCACCAUCCAAGGAAACUUCCCACUCAGCACCAACAGCAAUAGCCCUCCUCUCCAGCACGCCCAUUUCCUUACCCCGACUCUCCCAAACCCUUCUCCACCACAUUCUCUCCGAAUCACCCAACCUCCCCCUUUCCACCGCCCAACAAAUCAUUCACGCUCAUCUUCAACACAUCCACAUUUUUUACCCUUCCACCAUAUCCUCUUUAAUCGCCACUGUAUCCUCAUUACCUACCUACUUUCUCUCGCCCUCAAACCCCAGUUUCUGCAAAAGAGUAGGAGGUAUAUUUAUCUCCACCCCCAGCACCUACUUCUGGGACGAUAAAGCCGCUUCUACUCCACCAACUUCAGCUUCAAAAUUCCCAGCUCUGGCUUCU